Messenger RNA from Dentiscutata heterogama, 135 nucleotides. The record is from the annotation of a GenBank genome assembly. NCBI's taxonomy places the organism in Eukaryota, Fungi, Glomeromycota, Glomeromycetes, Diversisporales, Gigasporaceae.
AUGGAUUUUGAAGGAGAAAGCAAUAUGCUUAUGGAUCUUGAGAUAGUUGUAGAUAUUUUCCAAACAGCUAACGAAUCAGAAGUAAAUAAUAUGGACGAAGCUUUUGCAAGUUCAUUAGCACUUAAGAUUAUAAAG